UUGGAAGAUGCCAACACACCUGAAUCCUUAGUAUCCUUCGGUCAGCCAACACAAGAAUGGGAAGUUAGCCAACAACUUCGAGAUGCUAAUAUUCACCCAGACAGAACCCCCCAUUUUGAUACUAGAGAGCCAUCCCACAAAGUGUGUAUUAGGAGUGGCAGUGAAAUCAUCAAAUUACCUCACACUGGAGCGGAGGCUCAACCUACCAACCUACAGCAGUCUGCCUCCACUGCACAACAGGCUGCCCACACUAUCCAGGUCUCUGAUGCAUCUGCUCUACAGCUGUCUCCCAGGCGCUCGGCGAGAUUUAAAAAAACAGAUGUUUCUACGGAAAAACAUACACUUGUUCGCACCGCCAAGAACAUGGAGAAGGACAAAACCAAUGUCCCAAGCUUUGUGAACCCCAACCAAUUCGGAGCUCCUGGAAAUGUUCUGCAAUGCGGUCAACUACCAGUUAUCGUAAAGAGGAUCAGGAAGAGACCAUUGAAGAUCAUUUCUCCAUUUAAAUUACAUCCUGUUAAGUCUACCAUUUCUCUCAACCACGCCCGAAAACUCCGUGACAUAGUAAUCAACGACCUUGAUCUCAAAAA
Messenger RNA from Triticum dicoccoides, 590 nucleotides. RefSeq lists its product as uncharacterized. The transcript has 4 exons. The record is from RefSeq and is a predicted model, not a curated record. Lineage: Eukaryota; Viridiplantae; Streptophyta; Magnoliopsida; Poales; Poaceae. The annotation marks the transcript as partial.